Daldinia caldariorum is the source of this 849-nucleotide messenger RNA. RefSeq names its product 3-hydroxyanthranilic acid dioxygenase. The transcript has 4 exons. The record is from RefSeq and is a predicted model, not a curated record. Gene Ontology annotation, molecular function: 3-hydroxyanthranilate 3,4-dioxygenase activity; iron ion binding. Gene Ontology annotation, cellular component: cytoplasm. Gene Ontology annotation, biological process: 'de novo' NAD+ biosynthetic process from L-tryptophan; quinolinate metabolic process. The coding region runs from base 163 to 705 and encodes 180 amino acids. Lineage: Eukaryota; Fungi; Ascomycota; Sordariomycetes; Xylariales; Hypoxylaceae.
AUUCAAUAGUGGAGUCAUAGAACCUCCGGUUACGAAGCGGAAAACCGCGGAAUAAGCUUUAUAUGUGAAAUAUACAGUUUGAAGCCGAAGACUCCGCGCAAUGAAAAAACAAACAUGAGAAAAGGAAGUCGAUAACUUCUCUUCUUAUCUACGCCAACCAAAAUGCUUUCCGCGCCAGUGAACCUCCCAAAGUGGCUCGAGGAGAAUGCCCAUCUCUUAAAGCCGCCCGUCAACAACUACUGCGUUUACAAUGAAGACUUUACAGUCAUGAUUGUUGGCGGUCCCAACGCUAGGACUGACUAUCACAUCAAUGAAACCCCGGAGUGGUUCUACCAGUAUAAGGGGGCCAUGAUGCUAAAGGUUGUUGACGGUGGGAAGUUUAGGGACAUUAUCAUCCGUGAGGGAGACAUGUUCCUAUUACCGGGUAAUACGCCCCAUAACCCGGUGCGUUUUGCCAAUACUGUUGGUGUGGUGCUCGAGCAGAAGCGGCCUAAGGACACUAUCGACCGUAUGCGUUGGUACUGUCAGGAGUGCGGCGAGAUCGUCCAUGAAGCCGCGUUCCAUUGCACAGACCUCGGAACUCAGAUAAAGGCCGCCAUCGAAAGGUUCAUGUCGAGCGAGGACACUCGAAAGUGUGGAAAGUGUGGCGAGAUAGCGAACUCUGUGCCCAAGCCUGGAACUAUCAAAGACCCGAACUUAGAAUAAAAAGCGGUAUUACGUGUCUGGUCUCUGAUAUACUUCAGGAAAUGUCAAAGCAACGUGGCGUUUUUCUGAAAAAGCUCUGUUCCAGUCGUACUGGUUCAACACACGCAAGCCUACUAUAAUGGUCAACCCAAGAAAAAAAAAAAG